Thyridium curvatum is the source of this 423-nucleotide messenger RNA. RefSeq lists its product as uncharacterized. The transcript is spliced from 3 exons. Gene Ontology annotation, cellular component: fungal-type vacuole membrane; autophagosome; cytosol. Gene Ontology annotation, biological process: macroautophagy; cellular response to nitrogen starvation. The record is from RefSeq and is a predicted model, not a curated record. Gene Ontology annotation, molecular function: phosphatidylethanolamine binding. Bases 1 to 423 code for a protein of 140 amino acids. NCBI's taxonomy places the organism in Eukaryota, Fungi, Ascomycota, Sordariomycetes, Thyridiales, Thyridiaceae.
AUGAGCGAGAAGAACACCGGCAAGAUGCAUAUGCGAUCCAAGUUCAAGGACGAGCACCCCUUCGAGAAGCGCAAGGCCGAGGCCGAGCGUAUCCGCCAGAAGUACGCUGACCGCAUUCCGGUCAUCUGCGAGAAGAUCGAGAAGAGCGACAUCGCCACGAUCGACAAGAAGAAGUACCUGGUCCCCGCCGACCUGACCGUAGGCCAGUUCGUCUACGUUAUCCGCAAGCGCAUCAAGCUCUCGCCCGAGAAGGCCAUCUUCAUCUUCGUCGAUGAGGUCCUGCCCCCCACGGCCGCGCUCAUGUCGAGCAUCUACGAGGAGCACAAGGAUGACGACGGGUACGUCUACUCCUCUAUCUACUUUCUGUUCCUAUACAUCCAGUACUCCGGCGAGAACACGUUCGGUCACUUUGAGGAGGCAUGA